CACGAAACACGCGCACGAAAGAGAGAUAAGAUGCCGCGUCCAAAUCACGCGCUCAGCAUUCGAACGGUUACGUAUGGGAGACUCUUCCACUUCUUCCACUUCUUCCAUUUCUCAAGGCACUUUCAAAUCAACGAAACCCUCUCAUUUUCGAGCGAAGAUCAACUUUCAAAAUAUAGAAAUCGUAGUUCGAAAACUGCAUCAAAACACCAUCAACCUCUCUGUGAAGAAGAAUCUGAAGAAAAAACAAACCAAGAAUACUCAACUUUCAGAGAAAAUGGCAGCAAGAAACCAAACCAAAGACCUCAAAUGUGCCACACAUCUCCUGAAUGAUAAGUUCAGAAACAUGACUGAGGAGAAGAAGGCCAUUGUCAGGGAUCUUGGAUUCGGUGGGUUGAUGCACAUCCCACCACUGAGGGUGGAUCACCAACUCUUGAGAGAGUUGGCAAAAAACUUCAAACUUGGGGAGAACAAACUGAGGACAGGAUAUGGUUCUUUCCAUAUAACCCCGAAAAAAAUAGGUGAUGCGCUUGGCAUCAAUGCAACAGGAGAUCUAUUUCCUGAGAAAGUUGACUACAAGAAACUUUCUGAAUCUGACAAAAUAAUUUAUAAAAGAUUCCAGGGUAAGACCCUCAAAAGUCUUACCGAUGAAAUGAUGGAAAUCGGCGUUGGCAACGAAGAGGAACGCCUGAUGUUCAAGAGGAUAUUCAUCCUCUACAUACAGAUGGCGUUCCUUUUGCCAACGACGAUAAACAAAAUAUCGCCGGUGCACCUGGUCCCGAUUUUUGAGAUGGAGGGCAUAGAGGACAGAAACUGGGGGGGGCAUGUCUUGACCUUCAUGAUCAGGGGCAUAACAGACUACCAGGAGAAGAAGAAGAAGGCAAUCAAUGGCUGCCUCUUCGCCCUGAUGAUAAUCUACUUUCACCUUUCAAAAAACAAACGCAACAACAGGGGUGAAAGACCACCAAAGCCAUGGAUUGCCAACUGGACUAAGGAGCAGUUGGUGAAAAGAAUGAAUGAAGAGAGAGAGGAAACUUUGGGGAUUCUGAAUUUGGCAGAGACAAAAGAAAAAAUGAGAAAAAAAGAAAAAAAACAAAAAGAACAGGAAAUAAAAAAAACAAAAAAAAGGAAGGCGAGCUCAACAUCGUCUUCGGAGACAGAAACUACCGAGAGUGACACUUCUACCUCUGAGUCUGAGGCUCAAGAAGACUCGGAGGAUUCGGGAAUUAAACACCCCGGCAAAAAGGGGAAAAAAAUGGACUCAAGAAAAAGAAAGCAGAGGGAAGAGGAGUCGGAUUCUGAUUCAGAAUCUGAAUCUGAACCAAGUGACGAGAGCGAAGAAUCAUUGCCUGCGGAGAAGGAGAAGAAAAAGAAAGAAACAAAAACAACUCCAAAAGAGUAA
Arachis stenosperma is the source of this 1399-nucleotide messenger RNA. RefSeq lists its product as uncharacterized. The record is from RefSeq and is a predicted model, not a curated record. Lineage: Eukaryota; Viridiplantae; Streptophyta; Magnoliopsida; Fabales; Fabaceae. The transcript is spliced from 6 exons. Bases 74 to 1399 code for a protein of 441 amino acids.